GAGUCGGCUCCCCCUACGGGCAGAGAGGGGCAGGGCGAUAUUUCCUGGAAAAUGGGCGAGUGAGAGCCGGGGGGGGGGGGGGCGACAAGCAUCUCUCUCCUCCUUCACUUCGCUACUCCAUACGCAGCAGCGACAGCAGGUUGCAGCCAGGAGCCAACGCCUCGCCUGCGCGGAGGACGAAGGGAGAAUCGCAUGCAGCAACGACGGCAGCGGCUCUUCUCCGGCCGCUCAAAACUCCGUGCCUGUGCCGUGGCAAGCGCUCUUCCGCGCAGCGUCCGUCUUCUCGCGGGCGAGCGCCGCUUGCCUCUCUCAGCCACCCGCUUCUCUCCCUUGUGCCGUGCCAGUCAGCCCGGGGCGGCUGCAUCUCUCGUGAAGUCUGGGAGCCCCUACUCCCCCACUGCUCUUCCCUAUGGGGAUCCGAGAGUUUCCCAACGGCACGGCGAGGGGCAAGACCAUUGCUAUUGGUAUGAGGAGGUCUCCAGAUGUCAGUCCCCGGAGGCUGUCAGACAUCAGCCCUCAGCUCCGCCAGCUCAAAUACCUAGUGGUGGAUGAGGCCAUUAAAGAGGAUUUGAAAUGGUCCAGAUCCGUGGAAGACCUCACCAGUACCGCUGUGGGACUUACAUCCAUUGAGGAAAGGAUUCUACGGAUUACUGGGUAUUAUGGCUAUCAGCCCUGGGCUGCCAGCUACAAAAGGGAUGAACGUUCCCGCGAUUCCCCAGCGCCAGCAGAAGCCCAGGCACAAGCUGGGAUGGAAACUGGUGGAAGAGGAAGCAGAUGUUGCUGGACAUGCUCUGUAACCCAACUUAAGAAGUUUUUCUGGGGAGUAGUGGUGGUACUUGGCGUAUGUUCCUCCUGGGCAGGUUCAACUCAGCUAGCAAAACAGACCUUUAAGAAAUUUGAUGCACCUUUCACUUUGACAUGGUUUGCAACAAACUGGAACUUUUUAUUCUUUCCUUUGUAUUACAUUGGACAUGUUUUUAAGUCAACUGAAAAACAGUCUCCACAGCAAAGAUACAGGGAGUGCUGUCGAUUUUUUGGAGACAACGGCUUGACUUUGAAGGCAUUUUUUACCAAGGCAGCACCCUUCAGUGUACUUUGGAUACUAACAAACUACCUGUACUUACAUGCAAUAAAAAAAAUAGACACUACGGAUGUUUCCGUCUUGUUCUGCUGCAACAAAGCUUUUGUGUUUUUGCUUUCAUGGAUUGUUCUCAGGGACAGAUUCAUGGGAGUGAGGAUUGUGGCUGCUAUACUUGCUAUUGCAGGGAUAGUCAUGAUGACUUAUGCUGAUGGAUUCCACAGUUAUUCAGUUAUUGGAAUAGCACUUGUUGUGGGAUCUGCCUCAAUGUCAGCUAUGUACAAGGUUUUGUUUAAGCUUCUCCUGGGCAGUGCUAAAUUUGGAGAAGCAGCCUUAUUUUUGUCAGUGUUAGCUGUCUUCAAUAUCCUUUUUGUUACCUGUAUUCCUGUCAUCCUUUACUUUACCAAAGUUGAAUACUGGAGUUCUUUUGAUGCCAUUCCUUGGGGAAGCAUAUGUGGAUUUUCAGUCUUAUUAUUGACAUUCAAUAUUUUAUUAAAUUUUGGGAUUGCUAUUACAUAUCCUACCCUGAUAUCUCUUGGAAUUGUACUAAGUGUACCUGUAAAUGCUGUUGUUGAUCACUACAGGAGUGACAUUGUCUUCAACAGCGUCCGUGUAAUUGCCAUUGUCAUCAUUGGCUUGGGCUUCCUCCUCUUGCUUUUGCCAGAGGAGUGGGAUGAGUGGUUAAUAAAGCUCCUCACUCGCCUCAAAGUACGAAAGAAGGAAGAGGUGCCAGAAGGAAAUGGAGACAUCGUGUCUGGAUUACAAAAUAAAAGCAGGAGAACACGCCCAUCCAUGUCAUCUUUCACACAUUAAUGCUGUUAUUUUCAUUGAAACUCUUUAUCGUUGUAUGCUAUAAUUCACAGGUCUUUUCUUGCAAAGAAGCACAUGUAUCCAAUACAGUGUACAUAGAUGUACAGUUUUUAUAUACGAGAGGCUGAGGCAUCAAGUUUCAACAUGUCCAAACUGCUUGAACUGUUUCACAUCAGACCUUUCACUUGGGAGAACUUUAAAAAGGCAAAAACAAAACACUUUUUAAAUGAAUGUAAUGUAUAGAUAAAUUAUCUCUGCAUAUAUUAUUUUAAUGAUAAAUCGUCAUGAGAAGCAGGGCAUAUGUUUUGAACAUGAAGUACUGAAUGACACAUCGCACACUGUGAUUUACAGAUAUAUAAAGAAAGAUAUGUAUAUGCUAUGCUAUGUCAUAAGCUUAUUUUUUAACCAGAGCUGUACUCUAAACAUUUUCCAGUAAACCAAAAGAAAAUCUUUCAUAGGGGUAGGAAAGGGGGUGGGAGGGAGGGAGAUUGCUUUGUGAAGAUAAGUACACUUUGUGCCAGCGCAAAAGGAAAGGUAAAUGCUAUGUUUUGCACUAAAGAGGGGGAAAGCAGUCAGGAGUACCAGGGCACCAUCAGUGAGGAAUUCCUCCUGUGAAGGUCCCACUGAAAUGAAUGGUAGCUGCACAAGAGCAUGGAUGCUAUCUUCCUGCAUGGUUCCCAUUCAUUUCAGUAGAAUUUACGCAGGAAGAAUUCUCAGUAGAUUGUGCACCAAAUCUUCUUUAACUGUGCAUGACUGCAAUCCAUGCUUACUCUCAUGCAAGGGAAAAUACAGUGCCUUCUAUAAAAUUUUAGUCCUUUGUCUGUGUAGAAGUAAGUCACACUGCAAGUUACUUGUGUUGGUUCUACCACAUGAAGAAGUGGCUCUGCAGACAUAGUGCUCUUGAAACUCCCAAAGAAAUCAAUGAGUGCCUACUUAAAGCCACUGAUUAAUGGGAGUGCUGAACACUUAGAGGCUACAAGGUCUUGUCUUCAGGUUGGAUUCACUUUCCACUUACAUGGGUCUUGAUUUGAAGACCAUCAUGUUCUGUAUUUGCAUGAGUGAGGGAAGAAUCAAGCCUUGCACAUAAGAACUUUGCUUAAAUCUAACAUUGAAGCUAACAGCCACUUACAAUAUGAACACUGUUGAUAAUACAGAGGAUUAAGAGGUGAAUUGCCACUUGCUUUUAUUCCAUUGCUGUGUUUUUGAUGAGGACAUGUGAGUUAUUUACAUCAAGUCUAACACUUUUUACAAAUUUGUAAGCACCACGCUGUUUACUUCUACAAUUUAGGUUUGCCAUUGAAUUUCUAUCUGUGAUAGACCAUGCGAUAUGUACAAAGAAACAGACAAAGGUUAUAGUUUACUAUUUUUGAAGUUUACAUUGCUGCAUACAAAAUUUAAAAUGUUAUUUUGAAAUGUUGCCAUAACCUAAUGGUACCUUGCUGCCUUCAUGGCAUUUUUGUGUCGAAGGGGGGAGGGGGGUGGCAUUCACUUCUCAACUUUUUAUUGAAUCGGUUUCAGAUUCAGUAUCUGCUUGAUAAAACUAAUUAAUAAAAUGAUUGCUAAAGCAACCUAAA
Messenger RNA from Heteronotia binoei (common prickly gecko), 3462 nucleotides. RefSeq names its product solute carrier family 35 member F3 (gene SLC35F3). The record is from RefSeq and is a predicted model, not a curated record. Gene Ontology annotation, biological process: thiamine transport. Gene Ontology annotation, cellular component: membrane. The transcript is spliced from 8 exons. Bases 410 to 1891 code for a protein of 493 amino acids. NCBI's taxonomy places the organism in Eukaryota, Metazoa, Chordata, Lepidosauria, Squamata, Gekkonidae.